AUGCGAAGCAGCAUCGCGAAGAAGACCCCCGAGAGGGACCGGGAGGGAGGAAACAGUUCGACGAACAAAGGAGCAGAAGGGACCAAAAAGGAAGUGGUGAUAUCGGCCGACGUUCUGCAGCUGAGCGAGUGCAGAGAGGAGGAGGAGGCGGAAGGGGGGGGUGCCUUUACCAGUUCGACGCAUGGGCAGCGGGAUCAGUGGAAGAGAGAGGAGGCCGCUUAUCAGAGAAGACACAGCAGUAGCUUUGGAAAGCACGAUGGUGGUACCCCGAACAGCGAAAAGAACGAAGACCCAUUUGAGCGAACCAGCUAUUAUGGGGCCCAAAACAGGAGAAAAAAAAAAAAAAAAAAAAACCAAAUCCAAAUGUUUAGAGUUCAAAAUUAUAUAUACAAAGCGUUCACCUCGGUGCUCAGCUUAUUCAUUGUCGUUUUGAUUCUUUACGCGUCCAUCGAAAUAUCAACUAAUUAUGGGCCCAUCAUUAUUGUUUACAUAAUAAUACUGGAGUUUGGGAGCAUGCUCAUUUCGUAUAUCUUACUGCAGUUCCCUUUUUUCUAUCGAAUCAUUAAGAACGUGUUUACUCGGGCGAGGAACGUCAACAAGUACUCCCACCAGUACAAGCCGUUUUACUACGACAGCCCGUCGAACAGCGAGGACAAGGACUCCAUCAGCAUCGAGAGGGGCAAGCGCAAGAGGCGCAGGAACACCUUCGCCCUCUUCAGCAUCAACCGGAAUAAUAAGCGCUACAGCAUUAAGACGCUCUUCACGGGGUACAAGUCCAAGAGGGGGAAGAAGAAGGGCAGGCGGGGGGAGGCGGCUGGGGUAGCUGCUAACGGGGCAGCCAGCGGAGUUGCCGCCAGCGGAGUAGCGGCCGGCGGAGUUGCCCCUAACGCAGUCGCCGCGGGCAGCUACAAGCGGCAGAGCAUCUACCUGGACGACUGCAACAUGUGGAUGAACAGCGACAUGAAGAAGGUGAACAAGAAGAAAAAUUUUAACCUGUCGAGGUCCCUGAGCUUCAACAUAAAGUUGAGUGAUGAGAACCACAUGAUGAUGAAGGACUCGGCUAGUCUAGAUAACAUAAAAAUAUUGCUGGGUCAUCAGACGAGCAAAUUUGUGGCGAACAAGAACAAGCUGAAGGCGAGGAAGUCAUCGAUAUAUAACAAGUACGUGCCGCUGACCUUCACUUCGUCUUAUAAGAACAACAUGGUGACUCAGUUUUUGAAGGCCCACACGGAGAACAUGCGCUCGGUGAGUUCGGAGUACUCGUCGUCGGGCAGCGAGGGGGACUCGGGCAGGUACAAGAAGCUGUACAUAGGGAAGCGCGGCGCGGGAGGCGCGGUGAAGCACACCGGGGGCAGCGCGGCGGAAGAUGUGGUGAAGCACACUGCCAGGAGCGCGGCCGACGAUGGUGCCGACGAUGGUGCCGACGAUGGUGCAGACGAUGGUGCAGACGAUGGUGCCGACGAUGGUGCAGACGAUGGUGCGAAUCACACCGCCGGCAGCGCGGACGACGAUGAGAGCGGGCCCAAGCACAUGAUGAACCGGGAGAUAAAAUCGCACAGCAAGGACCACGCGGACGUGGCGGCCACGCUCUACGCGGCGAAGAGCGCAAUCCUGUUCAGCAACAAAAAAAAAAAAAAAAAAAAAGAGUACAAAAGGUUAAUCAAAGGGAGAACGAGGUACUUCAAAAGAAUUAGGUGCAUAAACAGAGUGAAGAAGUUUUUUUAUUUCUUCAUCAAUUACAAUAUGAAGUCCUCCAAAUCGACGAACAAUUUGUUCCUCUUCUUCAGAGGGGUGUCCCUCUACGUGAAGCACCGCUUCAUGCACUAUUUGUCCUACGAACCGGUGUGGAUCAUCGCCAUUUUGAUUCGCAUCGUUCUGUGGUGCAUCGUGUGGCUAUGGGCAGCUAGCUACAUGGAGAGGAAGCCCAAGAACUUUCAAAUAACAGAAUGGAACAUGAAGAACGUGCCUUCGCUCUACGGCUACAUCGAGUGCACCUUCCAGUGGUGCGGCGUAUUUGACUACUUCUUCGGGCUCUAUUUCACCAACAAUAAGUUGAAAUAUAUUUUUUCCUUCUUCUCUCUGAUCGAUUUUAUAACCACUCCAGUAUCUUCCCUAAUUAUGAACGCCAUGUGCGAAAAUAAGUACAGCCAGAAUUACUGGUUUUUAAUAUUGGGCCCCCUUCGCUUCUUAAGACUCGUGAGAGCGGAGAGCACCAUCAGCUCCUGCUUCUUCUGGUUGAGUGAUGUAAAAAUUAUAAUAAUUGGGAUUAUCAUUUUGGCCUUGGCUAUCCUGUUUACCUUUUCAGGGAUAAUGUACAUUUUGGAAGCACCGGAUGUAGAGCGCGCCUUUGUAACUCCCCUCGAUUUUGUAUACUUCGGAGUGAUAACCAUGUCGACGGUUGGGUAUGGAGACUACACCCCGGUGACUCCAGCGGGGAAGUACCUCACCAUGUUUAUUAUAAUCACCUGCAUCAGUUUCGUCGGAGCGCAGUUUAAGCGGCUGAAGGAGGCCAUGUUUAGCCCCAAAACGAUUAUGGGGAUCAUUCCCAAGCAGGACGACGACUACAUUUUGAUUCUCGGCCCAGUGAGCCCCACGCAGCUCCUUUACAUUUGCAAAGCGAUAAAUAAUAGCUUCCCCAACUCAGUAGAGUGCAUUUUUCUGUUUACACCCCUGCCAGUUGUGACCUACCGGUUCGUUUACGGAAGCAUCGUGAAGAACACCAACAUUAAGGUGUGCAUAAACGGGGGAAACGAAUGCUUCAUCUGCCCGAGUAUCAUUUACGAUGCGGUGAUCAACGCGAGGGCGCUGUACAUUCUAAACAACGUAGACGCGGAGAAGUACACCCUGCUGUACCAGCAGAUCUUCCUCGCCAGCAGCAACUUAAAUUUGAGUGCCGGCGACCACAGCCAGAGGAUCAACCCCAAUGACAUCCUGCAUAAUAACAUAAUAAAUAAGCUCAACCGGGACAAGCCGAAGGUGUGGAAAUAUGCAGACCUCCUCUCCGAUUAUAAAAACGAAAUUAACAAAAAUAAUAUGAACAACUUAGAAAUGAAUAUGAACAUUAAUAACUCCCAUGUGGUGAAGGAGAAGGACGACCAGGAGUGCAUCCUCCGCUUCAUAGGCACCUACAAUAUCUGCCAUACGCUCAUCCCCAUCACCCUGCAACUUUCCAAUAAUACCUAUGAGGAGCUGGUCAAAUUUAUGAAGGUGUAUAACUACCUCAGCAUGGAAGAGCUCAAGUAUGCCCUUCUCGCGAAAAGCGUCAACUGUAAGGGCCUCUUCUUUUUAAUUAUUAAUUUUUUUUACAAGCCUAAGGCGGUGAAGAGUCUGAAGAAAUACAUCAUCGAUUUGAAGCUGCUCAUGUACAAUCGGAUUCUUAAGCGGAAGAACAGGGAGAAGAUGACCAAUGGGGGGGUCAAGAUCCACAAGAUCAGCGAGAUUUCCUCCUCCAGCUCCGGCACGUCCUUCGGGGGGAUCGUCCCCUACCUCAAGGGGCGGAAGUCCCACACGGGGAGCACUCCCAAGGGGGGAACCAUCCACACAUCUGACACUCCCAAGGGGGGGCGCACCCACGUAGCGCAUACCACGAAGGGGGAGCGCACCCCCCACAGUAGCAGCGAACCGGGGGAAAACAAAAUAACCAUACGGACCAAGGGGAGACCGCACCCCGAGAGCUACAACGAAAUGCUCCUCCUCAACUCCCUGGACGAUCUCGAUUUCGCAAACACCCCCAACUACCGAAACUAUUACCACAUGCUGGAGAGGGUCAGUCUAAAUAUGUACUACUACCUGGAGGGCCUAAAGUACAACAUAUAUCGCUUCCAAUUCCCGGAGUGCAUGAGGGGCUUCCUUUUUCAAACGGCCACGGAGUACCUCUACCAGAAGUACAGUGCCUUCCUCAUCGGCAUAAUAACCAUCAACAAAGAGAUUUUUUUAAACCCCGUGGACUACAUCAUUGGGGAGGAGAACAAGUUUUACUACACAUCCGCCUUUUCGGGCAUCAUCCUGACCACCAGCCUCGACAACCUCAUUAAGCUCUCCUCCAUUAAGAACAUCUCGAAGAAGGUCUAUGAGUACAACGACCGCCGCAUCAGCGAGCGCUUCCGGGGGAGAGCGGGGGGGAGAGCGGCGGGGGGGAGAGCGGCGGGGGUGAAAGGGGAUAGGGUGAACACCGCUAAACAGAACACCGCUAAACAGAACACCGCUAAACAGAACACCGCUAAACCGAGCGCUGCCACCGCGGCACGGGGGAAGGUCAACUUUGACCCCAGCGGCGGCCGUUCGGGCAGCGACGGGCAGGGCAGCGGCGAGGCCGACGGGCAGGCGCGCCGCCACUCGGAGCGGCAGUCGGAGGGGCAGUCGGAACGGCAGUUGGAACGCCAAUCGGAGCGGCAGUCGGAACGGCAGUUGGAACGCCAAUCGGAGCGGCAGUCGGAACGGCAGUCGGAGCGCCAAUCGGAGCGGCAGCCGGAGCGCCCCCCGCGGAGCCACCUGCUCUACAACUUCUUCCUGGGCAUCUACGAAAUCGACAACUACAUAUCGGCGUACCGGGACAUAUUCAGCGAGAAGGACAAGCCGCUGCUGCUGGUGUGCGGGUGGCCGGACAACAUACACCUGUUCCUCAAGCACCUGCAGGUGAACACGGGCAACUGGCUGCGGCACAGAAGGAAGAGGAGAAGGCGGCGCAGGCGCAGAAGGAAAAGGGAGGAGGGGCAGAAGGGGCAGAAGUUGCAGAAGGGGCAGAAGGGGCAGAAGUUGCAGAAGGGGCAGAAGGGGCAGAAGAUGCAGAAGAUGCAAACGGGGGGGACCGAGAAGGAGCAGCGUGGCGAACAGCGCAUUGUGCAUGUGAACAGCGCGGGAAGUGAUGGUUCUUGUAGUGACGACUCAGGUAGCGCCGCCUCUGGCAGCGACGACUCCGGGGACCACUCCUACGACGAGAGCGCCGCGCGGAGGAAAAAAAGGGCCGGCGGAAAAAUCAAAUACAACAUCAUCAUCCUGUCUCUGCAUGUGCCAAAGUUCAACUACGAGAACGACCUGAUGGACUUCUCCCAUAACGUGGCCUUCAUCCGGGGGUCAGCCCUGAACAGCACCAACCUGAUACAGGCCGGCGUGUUCUACGCGAAGAGGCUCAUCAUCUUCAACGCCAACCACAGCCUCUUCAUAGACAAAGACGCCUACCGGAUCGACAACGAAGUGAUCAUCAUAAAGAACGUCAUAUACCAGCUGUACAACAGCGUGCUGAAGAGCCGCUUUAAUUACAUGAAUUUGGUGAAGAGGGUCUUCAAAAGGGAGUUCAAGGACGCCAACAUUAACGAGAAGGUGUUCUCCGGCGAGGUCCCCUUCCAGCUGAACGAGAUGAUACGGGUGAAGACGUGCUCGUCGUCCGCUACGUCGUCCGGUACUUCCUCGGCUGCUUCGUCCGAUACCUCCUCCGCUGCCUCUUCCUCCUCUGCUUCCUCCCGCUGGGGCGGGCCGGCGCUGGCGCUGCGGGGGGAGGGCAAAACGCUGAACAUCUUCAACAUCAACCGGAACCCCUACCUCAUCUGCUUGAUCAAAAACUCGGAGAGCCUGGAGUACAUCGACGGAAGCAUCAACCUGUCCUACGAAAAUUACAACGACAAUGAAAAAAUGAACAAAAUCUGGGAAAACUGUGGAGAGUACAUAUACACAUUCGAACUCGUUUCUGCGAACAUUUUUGUAGAUGAGAUGUUACAUAAUUUGGUUUCCUUUUCCCUACCCAUAAGUAAGUACGCCAUUGAGUACUCAGUUAUUUAUUCCCUCAUUGGGAUUGACAUAAAUGAAUACUCCAAGAAUGCUAAGGCUUUCCACAAGAAUUUAAAGUUAUGUACAGGUCAGGUGAAUUUGAUUCCUAUCCCGUCAUACUUUUACAAGAAGAGUUUUUACAAGUGCUUCUCCUACUUCCUCCACAACAAGCAGUGCCUGUGCAUUGGAAUUUUGCGCUACAUGGACAUUUCGCCGCUGUGCAGGAAGUCCCGCAAGCUCUUCGUUCUGUCUUGCCCCUCCCGCACGAUGAAAAUUGAGCGCGACGACCAGGCCUACGUCAUCUCGUACAACAUGAAGUAA
This is a messenger RNA of Plasmodium vivax (malaria parasite P. vivax), 6084 nucleotides long. RefSeq lists its product as hypothetical. Lineage: Eukaryota; Apicomplexa; Aconoidasida; Haemosporida; Plasmodiidae. The record is from RefSeq and is a predicted model, not a curated record. The transcript has 2 exons. The coding region runs from base 1 to 6084 and encodes 2027 amino acids.